Aaosphaeria arxii CBS 175.79 is the source of this 1731-nucleotide messenger RNA. RefSeq names its product MFS general substrate transporter. The transcript is spliced from 5 exons. Lineage: Eukaryota; Fungi; Ascomycota; Dothideomycetes; Pleosporales. The record is from RefSeq and is a predicted model, not a curated record. Gene Ontology annotation, cellular component: plasma membrane. The coding region runs from base 112 to 1662 and encodes 516 amino acids. Gene Ontology annotation, molecular function: carboxylic acid transmembrane transporter activity. Gene Ontology annotation, biological process: carboxylic acid transport; transmembrane transport.
CAUUUCAAGAGCCUGGGUACUUGACUGUUUUCCUCAUUCCAGUUCAUCGAACUUACGUCAGUCAUCUCGAAAAACUACCAACUGUUCAACUGUGCUCCCACUGUGACUCCAAUGGCGAAUUCAACACCCGUUGAUAGUCUCGAGGUGAACACCACCACCUCCCUUGACGAGCACAAUGGUACCAGCAAGACCUCAAAUGCCGUCGUAGAGUCAGUGGCCUCUGAGGAUCUAGCUCCGUCCCAAACACAGGCUCUCACGAGACGGCAAAGGAUUUCAGAUUUGUUCACUAUUAUCGCAGCUGGCGCUGGCCUAGCCUCAGACGGAUAUCAAAACAAUCUCAUGACGAUGUUGAAUGUGCUGUUCACGAAGAAGUAUCCCAAGGUGUACACUGCCGCGGUCAAAACUCGAGUCUCCAAUGCUCUACUCGUAGGCGAGGUACUUGGCCAGGUAGUCGUCGGCCUUACUUGUGACUAUCUUGGACGCAAAUUCGCCAUCAUCCUCACCACGUUAAUGGUUGUGGUUGGUGGAAUUCUCGCCACUGCUGCUCAUGGAACUACCACAAUAGGCAUGUUCUGGAUGCUGACCAUAGCCCGUGGUAUUGUUGGUUUUGGGGCGGGAGGUGAAUAUCCAGCUGCCUCGACCAGCGCGAGCGAGUCAGCAAACGAGAGAACUUUGAAGAACCGUGGACCGAUAUUCGUUCUCGUCACCAAUCUACCCCUUUCAUUUGGAGGACCACUCGCAGUGAUCAUCUUCCUCAUUGUCAUUUCUGCAGCUGGCGUCAACCACUUAUCGACCGUGUGGCGCGUAUGUUUCGGUAUUGGCUGUAUCAUCCCGCUUGCUGUCUUUUACUUCCGGAUGAAAAUGCUCAACUCCAAACUCUACAGGCGCGGUGCUAUCAAAAAGAGAGUACCUUACCUUUUGGUUCUUCGAUAUUACUGGAAGGAUCUGAUCGGAACUGCUGGGGCGUGGUUUCUGUAUGACUUCAUUACUUUCCCCAAUGGGGUUUUUUCCGGCACGAUCAUUUCCAGCGUUGUGAAAGGUUCCAACAUUGUGAAGACUGCUGAAUACCAGCUUCUUCUCGGUACAAUUGCCCUGCCUGGUGUGUUCAUUGGUGCCUAUCUUUGUAAUAAGAUAGGCCGUCGAAGCACAAUGAUGGUUGGCUUCAGCGGCUAUCUCGUUUUUGGUCUCAUAAUUGGUUGUGCGUACGACCAAAUUACUAGGAUCAUCCCCCUAUUCGUUGUCUUCUACGGCUUGAUGCAGUCUUCAGGCAACUUGGGGCCUGGCGAUAUGUUGGGCCUCAUUAGCAGCGAGUCAUAUGCAACUGCAGUUCGUGGGACCUGCUAUGGCUUUUCUGCUGCAAUCGGGAAAGUCGGCGCUGCCCUUGGUACAGAGGCUUUCACCCCAAUCCAGAAUCAUCUCGGAAAACGAUGGACCUUUAUCAUUGCCGCAAUAUGUGGUAUCGCCGGUAUGCUAGUCACGAGAUUCUUUGUCCGCGACCUUAAGGGCGAUGAUUUGAGGCUGGAAGAUGAAAGAUUCCGUGCCUACCUGGUGGCACAUGGAUGGGAUGGCGAAAUGGGUGAGCACGAUCUGAAGGGGUCGGCGCAUAAAGACGUCGCGCCAGAUCUGAUCGCGGAAGCGCAAGGGAAGCAAACAGAGCAUUAAGAAGACUCAAUGACGACUUGGGUAUUGGUGUAAUUUUCGGAUUGUAACCGUUGAAUCUCCGGCUCCCUC